Molecule: messenger RNA, 5009 nt
Organism: Pocillopora meandrina
Lineage: Eukaryota; Metazoa; Cnidaria; Anthozoa; Scleractinia; Pocilloporidae
Source: the annotation of a GenBank genome assembly
AUAACAAUUGUUGCUUCUAUUUACAAAUCCUUUCAUUUAACUGCAGGUCUUGUUGCGUCAGCGUCCGGUACCGAUGCUUUGAAGGCGACUUUUAGCAUGGGUGGAAUUAAGGGUGACGUAACCUUCUCUCAAUCUCAAGGACAGUCUUCCUCAGUAGUUAUGGUCAACUUAACAGGCGUCUCUGUGAUAUUAAAAUGGAGCAUACAACAAUUACCUAUGAUCUAUAAUGGGAAUGCGAACUUGAGCUGUAACGCAGGGGUAGUAGGGGAUGUGUUUGACCCAAAGAUGGCCAAGAAGUCUGCUGACUAUGCGACCAACUGCCAACCGAACAGUGGUUUAAAAUUUGAAUCAUGCGCAGUCGGAGAUUUAUCAAUAAUGCUCGGAGACCUGAACAGCACUAACCAAGAAGAAAAUUUUUCAGACCCGAAGUUGAUGAUUCCAAUCAGUGGUCCACAUAGUGUCAUAGGUAAGACCUUGGUCCUGUACGAUGGUGACAUGCCCAAAGCAUGCGCCCUGAUUGUUCCGACCCAGCCGAUGAAAACAUUCGUAGCUGUUUUCAAGGGUCCUGUUUCAGGCUUUGUGUACUUCAGACAAGUUGACGAGAACUCGGAUACUUCUGUGUUUGUCGAUCUCUUCUUUGUCAACGAUGCCAAUUCUAAUAAAGACUUUUCGUGGCAAAUUAACCGGGGCGUGGUUAGUCACGAUGCUACCGAUCCAUCUACUUACUGCAAGAAUGUUGGAGAAAUGUUUAACCCAAACGUGAACGAUCCCAGCUGUAAUAAAUCUAUGCAUGGUAAUUGCGCCAUCGGUGAUAUGACGUCCAAACAUGGACAAAUCGAAGUUUCAUUAGCAACCAAAAUGCAGUCAUCUAAAAAAGCGGCAUUCACCGAUAUUAACCUUCCCUUAAGUGGCGAUGACUCCGUCCUGGGCAAAACGCUGCUGCUGUUUCUAACGGACCCAAAACAGGCCAUUGCCUGUGCGAAGAUUGUACACUUAGAGCCGAAAACAUUGAAAGUUUCGUUCGUUGGAAGGACUCAAGAAGGUGUAGAUGGCCAUUUCACGUUUAAGCAGUACUCCCCUUUUGAUGCUACAACAGCAGAGAUCAAACUGACUGGGCUCAAUAAAAAGGCUCAAGGGUACCACAUACACGCCUACCCAAGCCCGUCGUAUAUGGACUUAUCUCCAAAUGAGUCCUGUACCGGACUUGUUGCUGGAGAUCACUGGAAUCCCUACAAUGUCGAUAUUAAAACCAGUCCUCCUGCAGGCACAGGUAAAUAUUCCCCUGUUUUACUUUAUUUUGUUCAACUACAAUAAUUAAAGUAUUUGCGUGAGUCAAUUUCAUCCGGAUAACAAGUGUGAAACAGUUGUGAAGAGCAAAAGUGGUAGUUUUCAAAGAGAAACUUGACCAAUCACUUAUAUGAAAACCAGCAUAGACAAAUGUUCUUUAUAAAAUUCGCAUAAACAUCCAAUUUCGAUCUGAAACUGACCAAAUACAAUACAGCUUUCGGCUUCCUAACUUGCCUCUUCCAGUACCGCGCAGCAAAUGUUUUGAGCAGAAGAGCUAAAGACGAAAUCAUACGCUUCAGCCAACAAGGCUGGGGACGGGGGCAUGCUUAGCAGGCAAGUUUUUUACAAAAAGGGGGGAGGACUAAAGCCCCUCAUAGCCCCUCCCUCUGCGUGGUCCCAGAUUGUUCAUGUCUAUUCAACAUUACACAGUAAUAGACCAUACGAAAAACUUAACAAAAUCCCCAAAAAUUAAAAAAGUGUAAAAAGUCAAUUCCUCGUUGUAGUACAACGAGUAAAUGUUUUAUUGUCGUCUUUAUAUACGGAGGAACCGUAGAAUUUGCAUGUAUGUGAUUUAACCGCCGUACUAGCUACUGCUGCUGAUCAGUUUCCUUAUUUCCCUCAGGAACAGACGAUGAGUACGAAGUUGGUGACUUAAGUGGAAAGUAUGGGACCUUUUUAAACCUCUCGGCAGUUAGCAAAACGAUCGUGGACUAUAAUCUUCCAAUGUUUGGCAGAAACAGCAUCCAGGGACGCUCUUUGGUCAUUCACAAACUGAAGAUUCAGGACAACAAUAUGCGCUGGGUCUGCAAUAAUCUCAUGCCAGUGGUAGAUAUAGGCAUCACCUACUUCAUGAAAGCCAUCGCGAAUAUCAGUGGACCAUCAGUAGAGGGAAUGGUUGUACUGGCAAGUAGUGAUAGUACUUCUAUAAACAGGAUCAGUUCAAUAACAGUUCUUCAAAUUUUGGACCGAAGUAAACGUGGUGAUUGCUGUACAUUCAGUCACACUUUUUUUCUGGUUGUGAUCAAUUCUCUUUCUUUUUCUAGGAACAGUACUUUUCCAGCUCACCAGAUGUGGCUGAGGUCGAAUCCACAAUUUACAUUAACAUCAAACACAAAGAUUCUGACUCAAAAACGGUAACGUUAUUUACGACUGAUUAUAUCAAAAGGGCCAGCCUGGACGUUCAAAAUAGAUAUAUGUUGGCGAUGUGUCUUCUACAUGAAAAUAGCUUUUCAUUUGUUUCGGCUCCAAAGGCUUCUUUACAGCACAAUGCUCAUAUUUUGAGAGCUCUAAGAUACAUUUGUUUAAAUUUGAUACUCUUUUGAUAUGGUUAUAGUGGACCAUAGUAUUGCGCAAGUAACUUAACAUUACUCUUAAUUUCAUCCAACAGAGUGGCCACCUGUGGGGAGUACAUAAAAAUCCUGUAGACGGAGAUGCAAGUUACACCAACGUUAACGAGAGAUGCAUGAGUUUGGAAAGGAAAUUUAAUCCAUACGCAGUGAAAAUUCAGGUAAAAUUCACUCGGCUAGUCCGUGAAACAACAUCGUAGGAACUUUAUUUCGCAAGUGCGCUCAGAUAGAAAGCCUGCCAUUUGUUCAUCUUCUUAGUCUCCUCAUGCAGGGAUGUUAAGGAUGAAGAAUAUCAUGAAAUAUAACAGACAAACUUAAAAAAGCUAAAAUGAAUAUUUUAAGGUGCACAACCUGGAACGUAACUCUUACGUUUUAGCUGUGACGUGACUCUUACGUUUUUUGUUUGUUUGUUUUGCUGCCUUUGAUUGCCUUUUUCGCUUUAUUACCAAUAUCCAGGGAGACUACUCGUCCACCUGUAGUUCAACUAACAUGCUGCGCUGUGAAUCCGGAGACUUAUCUGGUAAACACGACCCUCUCGAAGUGGGCGGCGGCCGCGUAUUUUUCAACGAUGUCAAUCUUCCGUUAUUUGGCAGUAACUCCGGUAAUAAUCAUGGUGUUUUUCACAAUUGUGGUUUGUUCUCUUUGGCUUGUAACUGCUCUAGAUAUACCGCUUGUAGCACCUCACUGUCAAAUGGACCCUUCUGAAGUUUGAUUCUAGAAAAGUAAUCCUCGCUUCGCAUCGUGAUUAAAGGCAAACUUUGCUGGUGUUUCUCAAGCACAUCAAAUAUGGUAAAACGCGAUUAACUUGCGGUAUAUUGCUUUCAGUAAAGAGCUGUGUUGGCAGGUAUAAUAACGAUAGGUUUCUUGGCAAUGAGAGCGCGUGAAAUACCUCAUUUAUACUGUAAAGAGGGAUAUACCAAAAUUUUGAAAUAGCUGGAUCAGCAGUGGAUAUUCCCAGAGAAGAUACCUCUCUACAGCAUUUUGUUCUUUUAAGUUUUAUGUUCUCUUACAAGGAAGCAGUGAAAUUAGUGUGUUUCGUAAGACAGGUUUAAUCGGUUUGAUUAACAAUGCCACUUGACAGAGCAGAAACGUAAAAAAUUGUCAGUUCAAACUGAAAACGAGUGUAGUUUCCUCCACGACGUUCAUCCUCUAAUUACAAGCGUUAAAAGAAGCUGAACUAAAGUGACCACUGGCUGACCAACGUUGACGAACAUUUGUUUUUUUUUUAACAAGUUGCUGGGCGUGGCAUAGCUGUGAAUGCUAAAGAUGGAGGGAGCGACGUACUUGGUUGCGCCAAUCUCUUAGUGGACAGAUCUCUAUAUAAAGAAAGAUUCCUUUUCGCGAAAGAGUCUGACUUUUCCAGGUGAGAAGAACUUCUAUCUCAGGCGCAAAAUUACGAUUAACUAUUUAUCUGAGGUCCUUUUCAAAAAAGGCUAUCCUAAUCGUAUGGUAACAAUAAAAGUAAUAAUAAUAAUAAUAAUAAUAAUAAUAACAAUGAUAAUAAUGGUAGUAUAACAAUAAUGAUAACAUUAAUUGACCACUCCGCCAUUGGCCUUUUCAGAGCCAUACAAAAAAACUGAGAAAAAACAUAUAAAGCAAACAUAAUGUUUAAAAAUCCAAGGAGUUGAACUCGGAGCAACAGAGAAGAUAUCCAGUGAGUAGCAUGGUGGAGGGCUUGAAGCCAGGACCACCAUUGUACGGCCCACUCAAGCCACCAUCCACUCUAAUGGAAUAAAUUGUACACUUUCCGAAAGCUGAGCUCUACGAAAAAGAUCUAAAAGAUGGGAAAUUUUAAAACACGUGCUUUGUGUCAGGUGUGGACGGUCAACAUUUUGACAUCGGAACUUUUAAAAAAUGUCUGCGUCAUGAUAACUUCUCUUUGAAAUUUUUAAGCGGAAUGACAAGACCUUCGUUUUAAACGUUUCUUCCGCGGGUUGUCGAGGUAUAGUGUUUAUCCGUUUUAAAUAGAAGACGGAAAACUUUUCUUGUGUUUGAAAAGAAAAGCUGUUUUCCAUCUUUUCUGGCUUAGUUUAAAUGGGACCUCACUAUUCCACUUUGGUGGUCAAAACGCUAGUUAAAUUAACUUUGUGAAACGAACGAGUAUUAUGUAUACAGUAUUUACAGUAUCAUUAUAGUAACUGUCGGUCUGAGCUUAGAUGCUAUUAGAAGGACUCGAGCCAUAGUUGGCAGUUUCCUUUUUUCGUUAUUAAUUUUUUCUUUUAUUUUUUUGCUUUCAUUGACAGCUUCCAUUUUGCUGAUACCAUCUCUAAAGCUUUGGGAAUACCAAAGUGGCGCCUUUUCAUGAUUCGCACAGAGAAAGCCAAUAGUUCCGGGUGCAUGAAAGUCAAGUUUGCAAUAAUCGGCAAAGGUACCUGA